Ricinus communis (castor bean) is the source of this 1464-nucleotide messenger RNA. RefSeq names its product metal tolerance protein B. The record is from RefSeq and is a predicted model, not a curated record. Gene Ontology annotation, molecular function: zinc ion transmembrane transporter activity. NCBI's taxonomy places the organism in Eukaryota, Viridiplantae, Streptophyta, Magnoliopsida, Malpighiales, Euphorbiaceae. The transcript is spliced from 2 exons. Gene Ontology annotation, biological process: zinc ion transmembrane transport. Bases 283 to 1428 code for a protein of 381 amino acids. Gene Ontology annotation, cellular component: vacuole; plasma membrane.
AUGCGCUCCCUGUUAACGUUAAAAACAUUCUUGCCUGCCGGCUUAUUGGGUCCCUUUUUUUUCUCUUUAAAAAAAUUUGAAAUAAUAUCAGAGAAAUAUGGAAAGCAACAAAAUUUGCUCUCAAUGAUUCGUGGUUGUAAGCUUUUAGCAGAUUACUUUUUUACCUUUUCACCAUUCUAAGCAGAACCCCAUGUCUCAAUUCAUGAGAUUCAUAUUCUAACAGUUCGAAUCAGAGGUUAUCUCCUCUCUGUUCUGUGGUUUACAGCACGACUCCUUUAGAAGAUGGAGUAUGAGGAAGUCCCCAUUUUGCAAUCACAACACCAGAAGGAUAUUGAGAUGGCCAUAGCAUCUGAAGAAAAGCUUAUCCUUCCCAUCACAUCGAAGUUAUCUUGCAGUUGCACUUGUGCCUUCUCCAAUCAAGGAAAUGAUACUACAGAAUCAGAUGAACGAUCAAAGUUGGCAAAUAAACUUCUCAGACUUAUAAUUGUCUAUUUAAUAGUCAUGGCAGUAGAAAUCAUUGGUGGCUUGAGAGCUAACAGCCUUGCAAUUAUUACAGAUGCAGCACAUUUGCUGACUGAUGUUGCUGGAUUUUCUGUUUCUCUUUUCGCAGUCUGGGCUUCAGGUUGGAAAGCAACAUCCCACCAAUCUUUUGGAUUUAGUCGCCUUGAAGUUUUAGGUGCCCUUCUCUCUGUGCAGCUUAUAUGGCUUAUUGUCGGAGUAUUAAUCUAUGAAGCAGUCAACAGGAUUUUUCACGAAAGUGCUGGCGUAAAUGGAGCACUUAUGUUUGCAAUUGCAGCCUUUGGAUUCAUUAUAAACUUACUUAUGAUUAUGUGGCUGGGUCAUGAUCACGCUCAUCAUGCUUUCCAUGAUCAUAAUCAUGAACAUAAUCACUCUCAUCAUGCUUUCCAUGAUCAUGAGCACGGGGAUUUUUGUGCAGUAAAUAAAGAUGAGGGUACUGAGACGAUAUCGAGUUCUCCAGAAAAAACUAAAGUAUUAAACAUUAAUAUCCAAGGGGCUCACCUGCAUCUUAUGGUUGAUCUUAUUCAAUCUAUUGGCGCGAUGAUUGUUGGAGCAAUUAUAUGGGCUAAGCCUAAUUGGUUGGUAGUUGAUCUGAUCUGCACUCUUCUAUUCUCUGUUUUAGUUCUAUGUUCUACUAUAGCUAUGCUUAGAAAUGUAUUUUACAUACUGAUGGAGAGCACACCUAGUGAGAUCAGUAUUGACAGAUUGGAAAGUGGUCUGAAGUGUAUAGAAGGAGUUCAAGAUAUUCAUGACCUGCAUGUUUGGGCAAUCACAGUAGGGAAGUUAGUUUUAUCUUGUCAUGUUGAAACUGAGCCUGGAGCCAGCUCUAGUGAAAUACUUAACAGGAUUAGGGAUUACUGCGAAAAAACGUACAGGAUUCGUCAUGUAACCAUACAAAUUGAGCAGUAGCUUAUAUAUUUCUACACUGCAACUUUUCUUCUACAA